Molecule: messenger RNA, 2598 nt
Organism: Arabidopsis arenosa
Lineage: Eukaryota; Viridiplantae; Streptophyta; Magnoliopsida; Brassicales; Brassicaceae
Source: the annotation of a GenBank genome assembly
CACACAUCAAGAUUCAAGAAUCAAACACCAUCCUUGAAAUGAAUCUUGAGGAAGAGGGAGCAACUAAUAACAAGAGGAAGAAGAGAGUGAUGGGGAGAGGGAAGAUUGAGAUAAAGAAGAUAGAGAAUCAGACGGCAAGGCAAGUAACCUUCUCCAAGAGAAGAACUGGUCUUAUGAAGAAGACUCGCGAGCUCUCUAUUCUCUGCGACGCUCACAUCGGUCUCAUCGUCUUCUCUGCCACCGGAAAGCUCUCCGAGUUCUGCUCCGAACAGAACAGGAUGCCUCAACUCAUUGACCGAUACUUGCACACCAACGGAUUGCGACUUCCUGAUCAUCAGGACGACCAGGACCAAUUGUACCAUGAGAUGGAAGUACUAAGAAGAGAGACAUGUAACCUUGAGCUUCAUCUGCGUCCCUACCAUGGACAUGACUUAGCCUCCAUUCCUCCUCAUGAGCUUGACGGACUCGAGCGACAGCUCGAACAUUCUGUCCUCAAAGUCCGCGAGCGUAAGAAUGAGUUAAUGCAGCAACAGUUGGAGAAUCUAAGCAGAAAGAGACGGAUGCUAGAAGAAGAUAACAACAACAUGUACCGUUGGCUUCAUGAGCAUCGUGCAGCGAUUGAGUUUCAGCAAGCUGGGAUAGAGACCAAACCAGGGGAGUAUCAACAGUUUCUAGAGCAGCUUCAGUACUAUAAACCAGGGGAGUAUGAUCAACAGUUUCUAGAGCAGCAGCAACAACAACCAAACAGUGUUCUUCAGCUUGCUACACUUCCUUCUGAGAUUGAUCCUAAUUACAAUCUCCAACUUGCUCAGCCUAAUCUUCAAAACGAUCCAAUGGCCAAGAUGAAGAUUGGCGAAGACAGAGUGAAAGAGAUGAGCAAAACUAUUCUUAGAUUAUUAGCCGCAAGAGAAACAAAAUAUCCCGGAGGGGCUUUUAUAGACGAGAGUGGCCAUGGAGGAGAAUACGAAGAAGGUCGUGUAACCGCAUUUGUCAUGAUUACCUGCAUUGUGGCUGCAAUGGGUGGUCUCCUCUUCGGUUACGACAUUGGUAUCUCAGGAGGAGUGACAUCAAUGGAGGAGUUUCUAACGAAAUUCUUCCCCGACGUGCUUCGUCAAAUGCAAAACGAAACAGGGCUUGAAACAGAGUACUGUAAAUAUGAUAAUGAGCUUCUCACUCUUUUCACUUCCUCUCUUUACCUCGCUGCUUUGUUCGCUUCAUUCCUUGCCUCAACCAUUACAAGGCUUUUUGGCCGGAAGGUCUCAAUGACGAUCGGGGGUCUCGCUUUUCUCACUGGAGCUCUUCUCAACGGUUUAGCUAUCAACCUCGAGAUGUUGAUCAUCGGGCGGUUAUUUCUCGGUGUAGGUGUCGGAUUUGCUAACCAAUCUGUUCCUCUUUACCUCUCUGAGAUGGCUCCUGCUAAGAUCAGAGGAGCUCUCAACAUUGGUUUUCAGUUAGCAGUCACGAUCGGGAUCUUAGCCGCGAACGUUGUCAAUUACGUGACCCCAAAGCUCAAGAACGGGAUCGGAUGGAGAUUAUCUGUCGGUUUAGCUGGAGUUCCGGCCUUUAUGAUGCUCCUCGGAUGCUUUUUCUUGCCAGAUACGCCAAACUCAAUCCUUGAACGUGGAAAUAAAGAAAAGGCUAAGGAGAUGUUGCAGAAGAUCAGAGGAACCAUGGAGGUCGAGCAUGAGUUUAAUGAACUUUGCAACGCGUGUGAGUCCGCGAAGAGAGUUAAGCAUCCAUGGACGAACAUAAUGCAAGCUCGUUAUCGACCGCAGCUCACGUUCUGUACCUUCAUCCCAUUCUUCCAGCAGCUCACUGGGAUCAACGUCAUUAUGUUCUAUGCACCUGUUCUGUUUAAGACCAUCGGUUUUGGAAAUGACGCCUCUCUCAUAUCCGCAGUCAUCACCGGUCUUGUCAAUGUUCUGUCCACCAUUGUCUCCAUCUACUCCGUCGACAAAUUCGGACGCAGAGCUUUGUUUCUUCAAGGAGGUUUCCAGAUGAUCUUGACCCAGAUCGCGGUUGGGUCGAUGAUCGGGUGGAAAUUUGGAUUCAACGGGGAAGGAACAUUGUCCGAGGUUGAUGCGGAUAUAAUCUUGGCAUUGAUAUGUCUCUAUGUGGCGGGUUUUGCGUGGUCAUGGGGACCGUUAGGAUGGUUAGUACCGAGUGAGAUAUGUCCAUUGGAAAUUAGAUCAGCAGGACAAUCGUUAAACGUUUCGGUGAACAUGUUCUUCACUUUCUUCAUUGGACAAUUCUUCUUGACGAUGCUUUGUCAUAUGAAGUUUGGUCUGUUCUACUUCUUCGCCGGCAUGGUCUUGAUCAUGACCAUUUUCAUUUACUUCUUGUUGCCGGAGACAAAAGGAGUUCCAAUUGAGGAGAUGGGGAGAGUGUGGAAGGAGCAUAGAUAUUGGGGGAAGUAUAGUCGUAAUGAUAAUGGUGAUGAUGUUGAUGAUGAUGUUUAUAUGUUUAGUUGAUGAACUUGAUUGAGAUAUUUGGAUUUAAGAAUUUGGUAGGAUUUGAUAAAUUUUUAUUGAGAAAACGCUUUUGCUGACCAAUGUGUGAAAUCAAAAAUGUGGAAAAUAAUAAACAAUUCAUUUUCAA